Mizuhopecten yessoensis (Yesso scallop) is the source of this 3590-nucleotide messenger RNA. Its product is annotated as MYCBP-associated protein-like. NCBI's taxonomy places the organism in Eukaryota, Metazoa, Mollusca, Bivalvia, Pectinida, Pectinidae. The record is from RefSeq and is a predicted model, not a curated record. The coding region runs from base 257 to 2782 and encodes 841 amino acids. The transcript is spliced from 22 exons.
ACUAGUUGUAUAGCGGGGUUUUUGAAAAAACAUUUUUAUUGCUUGUUUGUUACUUUUCUCAUGGAACUUUGAACAAUAUUUUAAACGUCCAAUUUAUUAUUUUAGUGAAUAUUCAAUACUAACAUGUGUUCUGGAUAAAAGUUCGACGAAAGGAACCAUGGCUGUCUGGAAACCUCCAUAGCAACCAAGCAUCCUAGUUCAGGACGCUCCUGAAUUAAGAUUGAAUUUAAGACGGAGAAAACACUGAUUUCUAAUAAUGGAAAGUAAAACUAGCAUUGGGAACAAAAAUACCAAGGCUGGGAAGGGUGCUUUCAAGAACAAGAAGAGUCUGAUGCCUCAGGCGUCUGCUAAGAUUACAAAGAAGGUCUCGAGUACUGCUCAGACGACAGGCUCAGUCCCGAAUGCAGAGAAGAAAAGGAAGGAGCCCAAACCGAAGAUAUGGGACGAAGAAUUAAAGAAGACAGUCAUUCAACCUAUUGAUUUUCUAAUGUUAAGAGCAGAAAUGCUCAUGGAAAGACAGAGGAAAGGUGAAUGGUUAAAUGACGACACUGAAGAGAAGACUAUCGUAGUUCGUAAAUUGAACCCAGAAACUCCCGAGAAAACAGUUAUGGUUCUCAAACCCGCUCCAUCCUCUGCAGAAAUACAGUACAGUAAAGAUAUAAAUUAUGCUGGUCCGAGAUUCAAUGACAAAGGCAAGUUCAUCCCCCACAGUAUCCUGGGAGGACUGCAAGAUUUCAAAAAGAUGGCCCUGCAGAGAGGAGAGUUUCAGCACUUGUUCACCAGUCAGCGUUCUACGAAGAAGAAGAAGACGCCCCAGGUGGAGGAUUACUGUAGUCCAUUGAAAACAUGGAAAUUUCACUUGAAGGACUGGAACCAUCUACGGAACCACCUAUCAAGUAGCGUGUCCCGCCCUGUGGAGAACCUGCUGAUGAACACGCCAGAUUUCUACCCCAGACCGAUCUUAGACAGACACCAUGUACACGCAGCCAUGGAAACAAUGUACUCAAGUCAUGGAGAAGACAGAAAAGCCAGCAGGUUUUGGCGACAGAGAGUGCCCAGCUUAAGGGGAGAUGACCUGACAAGAAUCCAUGCGACCUUGAACCAAUCAGAAGAGGGAAAGUUCAUGGCGUCUGAGCAAUUCGUCGAUGUCCCAAACAAUGUCAAGCAGGAAAAAGGUGGGAUCAUAAGGAGCUACCCAGCCUAUUACACCCACUGUCUGGAAGAGCAGGAGUCGGCCGUCUCUGAUGUCAUACGCAUUCUCAACCCACAUCAUCCCUUGAUGGAGGAGUUAAGCAUUACUGGUAAGAACCAAGAGAAAAUAUCAACAGCACUCUCUGGUGGGGAUGGACCAAAUGUCUCAGGGGAAGUAACUCUCAUUGAAACAGUCUCCAAAACGCUACAGGAAGAAAAUUUCAAGAAAAGUGUGACACUUUCUCCAGCCGUCCAACAACCAAUCCUCAACAAGUGGGAGGGGCCUGCUGUAAUGAUUGGCAGCCAAGUGUUUAAGUGGGCGGGGUCUCACCGAGACCAGCAAGAACAGACAGCAGGGAUUGCUUCCGUGUUAUUCGAGGGCGAAAUCGGCAAAAACAUCCUCAGUUAUCUGGAGAUUUACAAUGUGGGCAGCACUGUGAUACACUACGAAUGGACGAAAAAUGAGAAGAAGAAAGGCCUGGAGAAUCUGCCAUCUUUCCAGAACACUAAGUUCUACUUCCUCACUGAAGGAGGUGUGAUGGCUCCCGGGGAGAUUCUGAAACUUCCCAUCCUCUUUAAAGGAAGUAUCAGUGGAAUUUUCUCCGAAUCCUGGAAACUGAUGACCCGCCCUCUAUUGUGUGGUGGUGCUGAUAUUGUGUUGAACCUGAAAAGUGUCAUCACUGUCACCAGACCUGACCAGGAAAUCGACAAAGUGGAGAAAUGUCUAAACCACAGGAAUGCACUUACCAUCGCCACAAAGAUAAUUGAGGACAUUUUCCGUGGUGUGAAGACGCCCAUGUCUCCUCUCUCUCCAAAACUAGCAUACAUUUCCGAGGAGGAUAAUUUUCAGCAGCGAUUCCCAGGGAUGAUCUAUCAUUCUGGUAAAGCUAAGGAAAUGGAGGCGCUGUAUAACACUAUCCUCACCUCCAUACCAGGAGAGUUCCAACAUCAGGAAUGUACCUGCUUGGCAGUAAAACAGGCCCUGGGCAAGCUGAUGAACCUUGACCCGACUAAUGAGAAGGAUGGAGAUAAGUGUUUGGAGGAAGCCCGUCAUAAAUACUCGUGUCUCGCCACGUUCCACCACCUGUGUUCCUCACUCCUGAUCUCGUGGCCGACACCAGUGUACAACCAACGCUGGGAACGAUACAAAAUCGGAUUGGUGUCCCUCCAGGGUGCGGUAGAUAAGUUUGUGGACAUGACAUUCAGAACGGCCAAAAGGCUGGGACUGCCUCUACGAGUGGAGGAGGGGGCGCUGGACAAGGCAGCCAAAAAAGCACCCCCAAAGAAAAGUAUUGCCACUAAACCCAAGAAAAAAGAUAACGAGAAGGCAGUAUCCCCGAGUUUGAUGCCGGGGGGACAAUCUAAAGAUGAGAGAAUAAAGUCCUCUGCCUCCAGUAAAGGGCGGCCCAAGACCUGCAGCCCAGAAUCCAACCCAGAUCCUGGUGAGAAAGCACCGGACAGUUUCAUACCAGUCCUUACAUCAAAAGUGUCCAAAACUAAAAUGGACACUUACAGGGAGCGUGUCCACCUCCAGGCCUACCACAUUCUGGAGUCUGCCAUUGAGCAGAUGUUUUUGUUAUUUGAUGACUAAUGAAAAGCUGCAAUGCAACACAAACUGCAGCAGCAAAGGGAGUUAACUCAUGACUGUGAUAUAUUUUUGUGGGAAGGAUACCAGCAUCUUGGAAUACACCUGUCUUGAUAAAAGUGGAUUUAAUCAUGAACUAAUAUGUAAAUUAAGUGUAAUGCAUCAUAAAGAUAAAGAAAAAACAAACGUUUUUUUAAAAACCAAAUCAUGAAGAUUAAUUUGUUUAUUUUGAGCCAAAAAAAUAAAUAAUGGAAAACAUAAAGAAAUUUUGUUCAAACAAUUCAACAUUUUCCCUCCGUCAUUUGUUUUACAGUAAAUGUAUUGCUUCAAAUGUAUUGUUAAUGUAUAAGUUUUGAUUUACCAGGCAUGUAGAUAGUUAUUCCACCUGAUCUGAAAAAUUUAAGCAAUCUUUUAUCUAUUGUAUACAGUUUUUAAGCUUUAUAUAUAUACAAUGUAUAUAUAUUUAACUACAACAUGUAAGAAUAGGUGAGGCAAAAGGAUUUUCUUCCCUUACCAUAAAUAUUUAUAUUGGUAAUAAAUUUCCAAAAAAACAACAGCAAUAUUCCAAAUUUGAAACAGCAUUUUUUAGCUGUUCUGAAAGCCUUAAUCUUACAGCUGUUUUAUAAGUGUUGUUUAGAUUCUGUAAAGGGAGACAAUCCAGUGAAAUGCCCAAUUUAUUAAGGUGCUAUCAAUUUUAUAUUUAAACUUAACUGGAUCAGUUUUAACAAGAAGUGCCAAUCAAACUCAUUUUUUCAGCAAAAAAUUAUGAUAUACUACUGUUAGUUUCUAUUUGUUAUAUAAAUAUGUAUGCAAU